GUGAAGUUAUUCAAAAUAAUAUUUAGUCUUUGUGAAUAAUAUAUUAUUUGUAUAAAAGAGUUACAUUGAGUUUAUCUCAUUUGAAUAAAAUUUUUAAGCAAGCGGUUUGGGAUGUUAGAAAAUCUUGGACGAAAGGCUCGCUUAAAAAUGUUAUGGUUGCAUUGCAUCGAAUUUAACACAAGAUAAGUUAUAUAAUGGCAACAUUGAUUACAAUGAGUAGCACCACUUCACCAAAGUCCUCUCUUGCCAAACUUGUGCUGUAUCCGAAGCAGAAACCGUUCAAAGUCAUGGUGCUAGGUCAGUCCGGAGUUGGGAAAUCAGCGCUUGUGGUGCGGUUCAUUACGAAGCGUUUUAUUGGAGAAUACGAUCCCAAUUUAGAAAAGAUAUACGCCUUUCAAACUGUUAUCGACAACGAAAUGGUUUAUUUCGAAAUACUCGAUUCAGCCGGAGAACCUCAUGAAAGUGAGUACGCGAACUUGGAGAGCAAUAUUCGAUGGGCGGAGGCUUUCAUCUUGAUGUACUCAGUAACGGACAAAUGCUCCUUUGACGAAUGUCAUCGCCUCAAAUUCCUCAUCAAUUACAACAAGAGACGACGCAGACUAUCAGCUACGAAGGAUAGUGUGUUGGAGACACCAGUAGUUCUGGUGGGAAACAAGACGGAUCAGAUCGGCGACCGCAUGGUGACCACAGAGGAGGGCCAGAGACGCAGCAAGGAGAUAGGCUGCGUGUGUUUCCACGAGAUCUCAGUCAGAGAGAGCAUCGACCAAGUGUGGGGUGUGUUCCGGGACGCGCGUCGUUUCUGGCGUGUGGGCAGCAAGUGGACGCGCGGACGCGGGGAUGCGCGCGUGUCCACCGCGCUUGCACGCCCGCUCGCGCGCGCCGCUUCCGAUUCGGCCCCAGAACCACCGACUACGCCAUUCUGCCGUCGCUGGACCGAAGUAGAUCUAGAAGAAGAGCACGAGAUGGGUGUGGUGCGGAGUGACUCCACAUCAUCAUCAGGUCUGUCAGAAGGCGUGGAGGAGUUCCGUGCCCGGGCUAGCACUGACUCUCGGCUGCCCCCGCGGCCCGCUCGUCCUCGACACCCCGUGCCCACCCGGCCCAUGGCGCCGCCGGUGCGACGGAUGAGCGUAUCCAUGAAGGGAAACAAUGCUAGUACAUAUUAAAAAAAAUUAGGUCAUGAAAGUCA
Molecule: messenger RNA, 1186 nt
Organism: Papilio machaon (common yellow swallowtail)
Lineage: Eukaryota; Metazoa; Arthropoda; Insecta; Lepidoptera; Papilionidae
Product: ras-related and estrogen-regulated growth inhibitor
Exons: 7
Coding region: 195-1163 (322 amino acids)
Molecular function (GO): GTPase activity; GTP binding
Source: RefSeq, a predicted model, not a curated record